AUGUUUGUCCUUCAGCUACUUCUCUCCUUAACAGUGGCUUUUGCCCAGGUGAUAAAGCCAACGCUUCCCUCAAAAGAUAGUUUUUACGAAGCCCCAUCAAACGUCUCUGACUAUGAAGUUGGUGAUAUCAUCAACUACAGACAAGCACCCUACAAGCUUCGCUCCUUGUACACCGAGAUGGAUGUCAAGGAAGCAUGGCAGCUAUUGGUUCGUUCUGAAGAUGCUCGUGGUGACCCAAUUGCCAUGGUGACUACCGUUUUGGUGCCAUAUGACCCAGACCCAUCAAGAGUCGUUUCUUACCAAUAUGCUCAGGACUCUGCAACUAUGGACUGUGCUCCAUCAUACGCUAUUGCAAGAGGAGCCACAAUGGGGACAGUGAUUCAACAACUGGAGACCCUUCUUGUUCUGGGUAUUCUAGCCAAAGGGUGGUAUGCGCUUCUUCCAGAUUACGAAGGUCCAGAUGGGGCAUUUACAUCUGGGUAUCAAGCAGGUCGAGCUGGACUUGACUCUUUAAAGGCUGCCUUGAAUUCGAAAGAGAUAACUGGUCUUUCUUCAGAUGCAAAAGCGGCACUUUGGGGCUUUUCUGGUGGUUCUUAUGCUUCAACAUGGAUGGCCUCGCUUCAACCUGAUUAUGCUCCAGAGCUUUCUGACAAUCUAGUUGGUGCUGCUUUGGGAGGAUGGGUGACCAACUGGACGGAUGUUCUUUAUGCUUCAGAGGGCAGAUGGUUUGCUGGGCUUAUUCCAAAUAUCCUCAAUGGCAUGAUCAAGGCUGAUCCUGAUCUCAAGGAAAUAUUUGAUGCUGAGGUGAAGGAGGAGUAUCAAAAACGGUUGUACGGCGGUGUCGACGACUGUGUUUUCACCGCUGGCGUAAAAAACCUCUUCAAAAGUUUCUUCGGGGGAAAGAACUCCUGGUUCAAAAAUGGCUACGACUUCUUCGACAUCCCAGAAAUCCAGGCCUAUGUUGAGAAGAACGACAUUGGUGUUCUUGAAGAAACCCCUCGCCCGGAUAUUCCACUCUUCGUGUAUCACGGUGUUCCAGAUGAAAUUGUGCCUCACGCCGCCAGCUACAAUGCUUUCCAGCAGUUCUGUGAAUGGGGUAUCAAGAGUUUCGAGUAUGCUGAAUCAAAGACUACUGGCCAUAUACUCGAAGCAAUUGAGGGUGCUGGUGCCGCCUUGGCAUGGAUUGAAAACAGAUUCAAUGGAGAAGCUCCAGUGGAUGGAUGUAAUCACACUGUUCGUACAACCAACGUGCUUUAUCCUGGUGCCGAUGUCCAGUUCCAUCAGCUUUUGAGAACCAUUCCUGUUGCACUUACAGGUCAGGAGAUUGGAGAAUCCACUAGGAAUAUCACUGAUUCGACGUUGUUUACAAGAAUUGUUCAGAAAACGGUUGGUGGCCUUCUUGGAUUUGUGGGGCCUAUUCCCUGGAAGAGGGAUUUGACGGGAGUUCCUGACGAAAUGGCUGAAAUGUUGCAGAGCUGA
Messenger RNA from Candidozyma pseudohaemuli, 1479 nucleotides. RefSeq lists its product as uncharacterized. Bases 1 to 1479 code for a protein of 492 amino acids. Gene Ontology annotation, biological process: lipid catabolic process. The record is from RefSeq and is a predicted model, not a curated record. Gene Ontology annotation, molecular function: triacylglycerol lipase activity. The transcript has a single exon. Lineage: Eukaryota; Fungi; Ascomycota; Pichiomycetes; Serinales; Metschnikowiaceae.